This is a messenger RNA of Pelecanus crispus (Dalmatian pelican), 2028 nucleotides long. The record is from RefSeq and is a predicted model, not a curated record. NCBI's taxonomy places the organism in Eukaryota, Metazoa, Chordata, Aves, Pelecaniformes, Pelecanidae.
GCAUAUAUGCUGAAGUCAUUUGAAAUGAAUGGACUGCCCAAGGCGGUGCCUUUAAGUUUGCCUUAUCAAGACUUCAGAAAAGAACUGUCAGACUACUGGGAAAAGCCUAAGAUAUCCCAGAGGAUAAAGAAAGUUGAUUUCUCAAAUGUUGUCUUGACUGCUCCUUGCAAACCUCUGGAACCUUAUCUAGAAAUAAAUGGAAAAGAGGAGGAGGAGGAAGAAGAUGAGGAAGAAGACGAGGAGGAGGAAGAUGAGGAGGAGGAGGAGGAGGCAGAGGAGGAAGGGGAUGAGAUUGACAUGCACAGUGGUUCCAGCAGUGACCUGAGUCAAAAAAGCACAGAGCGCAGCCAGGAGUGCGCACCAUCCACACUCCUGGCUGAUGACCAGAAGGGAUCCAAGGGUCGAGCAUCCACUGCUGAUGGGGACCUGGAGCUGGAGGAAGGCUCAAAAACACUAGUGCUGUUUUCACCAGGUGAUCUGAAAAAGUCUCCGGUGACCACAGACUUGGCUCCAGAAGUUGAUCUGGGUACUCUUGCUGCACUGACACCUCAGAGCGAGCGGCCACAGCCUAUGGGUAGCCAACUGGAUGUAUCUGAACCAGGGACCCUGUCCUCAGUCCUUAAAUCUGAACCAAAGCCUCCCAUGGCAGUGGCUACAGCUUCCUCCCCCUUUACCAAAGUUGAGCGCACAUUUGUUCAUAUUGCUGAAAAGACCCACUUAAAUGUCAUGUCUUCCAGCGGCCAGCUCAUGAGGCAUGAGGAAUACUGCCCUCCGGGCCAGUUUGAGGAGGUCAUUAUCGAAGAAGAGCUGGAGGACAACCUGGUGCUGGUAGAGAAUGGAAGCAUACAUUCAGGGCUAGAAGGGGCAGAGACGGAGAGCUGCGCACUUUCGGCUAAUCCCAUUGAAACCACCUCAGAGACAGUGGGGGAGCAGCUGGCUCUUCCCAACGGUGUAGCAAAGCCUCCCGAGGACAAGCCGGCGCCCUCCGACAAAGUGCCGCUCUCGCUGGAUUUGGAAGAGCCUGGCAAGAUGGUUACAAGGGAGCCUGACCUUGAGAAGUCAGCAUUGGUGGCAGAACACCUUAAGCGAGCAGAGACCCUCCUCAACACACCGCAGCAGGGACCCAGGAGACCUCUGGGCUCCAGGUAUAGAAGUCGGAUACCCAUUUUGUUCUCCGAGGAGGACACUGGCUCAGACCUUUCAACUUCACUCUCAGCCAAAGACAGGCUUUAUAAGAGGGCAAAGCAACCUGACUUGGCUCGCCUAGUAAUGGAGAAGAGGCAAAACCGCCUCCUUCGGCUGGCCUCAGGGGCCUCCUCCUCAGCAUCCUCCAGUGACGAGAGGCGGCGGGCCUCAGAAACCCUGUCAGCCACCGGUUCUGAGGAGGACACCCACGACUCUGAUGACUCCAUCCCAAGGAAGGCAGGGAAGAAGGCUGCCAUCCUGGGGAAAGAAGAGAGACCCAUAAGCACAAAGAGCAGAAUUCCUCGGCCCAUCACUCCAGUGAAAACACCACUAGAGGCGGCAAAGUCUGAGAGCUCCAUGGCCGUCGCGACGGCAGUGCUAUGUAGCUCCCCGCAGGAUGCAGCUGUUGCCUACAGGCUUCAGGCACAGAGACCAGCUGGAAAUGUCCCAAACGAGUGCCGAACAACGCAGAUACAAAGUCGGCUUCCUCCUUCGCCAAGCUCCACUUCUCUUCCUCCACGGAGCAGCUCACGAAGGUCCAGCUGUGCAUCCCCUCGGAGCCCUGUCCUUCCUUCAAGAAACCCCAGUGCUUCCCCCAGAAGUCAGCUGCCGCCUCGGAAGGAAAGUCCUUCUCCCUGCCGACAGCAUAAGCCAGGGACUGCUCUUCAGCGAGUUCCUCCUUCCCCCCGACCUCAGCCCCCAGCUCAGGCCCUGGGUCCGACAGGAGAUUCCCUGCCCUCUCCUGGUGUGGCCAAAAAACGACAAAGAGGAAAAACCCAGACUCAGGGUCCAGCAACCAAAGGAAAGCAGGUGUCCCUGGAAAGUAAGGCAGCUGCCAGAUAA